AUGAUAUUUCUAGGCGAUGGAGGUAUUGAGACGGUCCCUUUGUGUCAGCAACACAGUCCCAGUCUUGCACUCUAUGAGGAAGAGUACAAUACGCAAGGACAGAAGAUUGGACAAAUGUUGCGGUCAUUAUCGUUGUAUAAUGCAGUCAUGCAAAAUCCUGAAGAGACUGAACCCAAUCCAAAAACGGCCAAAAAGGUAGCCCAAAUGGGCACCAUAAUCGGUGUGUAUUUACCGUGUAUGCAAAACAUUUUUGGUGUGUUAUUUUUUAUUCGUUUAACUUGGAUCAUUGGAACGGCUGGCGUUGUACAAGCGUUUUUCGUUGUUUUGACGUGUUGCUCUGUGACUUUCCUGACAUCGAUUUCCUUAUCAGCAAUCGCAACCAAUGGUGUUGUACCGGGUGGAGGGCCGUAUUAUAUGAUAUCACGGAAUUUAGGUCCUGAAUUGGGUGGUGCAGUUGGUAUUCUCUUCUUUUUGGGUACCACAGUUGCUGCGUCCAUGUAUAUCACCGGUGCUGUUGAGAUUCUCAUUCUGUAUUUGUUUCCAGCAGCUAAAAUAUUCGACAACAUUUAUCAUUGUUUUCGAGUUCAUGGCACUUGUCUUCUCAUUAUUCUCGGUCUUAUUGUGUUGGCCGGAGUUAAGGUGGUGAACAAGUUCGCGCUGCCUGCCGUUUUUGUUGUUUUAACGUGUAUUUUAUGCACUUUCAUCGGUGUUUUCGUCAAACUGAAUGGCUCAGAUUCGUUGAAAUAUUGUAUGGUUGGUGAUCGCCCAGUGGAUUUGGUGUCGUUCAAUGAAAAGUUUCACUAUGUACCGAAUUGUACUGCUGAAGCAUUGGAACCACUCUUUUGUACGGUCCUAAACGAAACGUCAAUGCAGUGCGAACCGUACUUCGCGCGGAUGGCACGUAUUCCCAACUGGAAGGGUGCUGGACCUGCGAUCCGAGAGCAUAUCGCGAUCCCAGGCCUAGCAAGCGGUGUUCUCUUCGAAAACCUUUGGAGCAAAUAUUUGGGUGUUGGAGAACUUUUAUCAAAGGAGAAACUACCACGUGAGAGGACGGAUCGUGCUCACGUUCAAGGUUACUAUAUAUUCGCAGAACAAGCAACAUCAUUCAUGAUUUUGAUCGGUGUCUUCUUCCCAUCUGCUACAGGUAUAAUGGCUGGCUCAAAUCGUUCCGGUAAUCUGCGUGAUGCGUCCCGUUCAAUCCCACUCGGAACUCUUGGUGCACAAAUUACAACGAGUAUUGUUUAUCUGUUCGGUGUUGUACUCUUCGGUGCAUCUGUUUCGGAGAUGUUCUUUUUGAUGUGCUAUUUGGGAGUGAACACGGCGUGUGCACUGCAGAGUAUCUUGAAGGCACCUGGAUGGAGGCCGUCCUUCCGAUACUUCCAUUGGUCACUAUCACUGUUCGGUUCAAUCCUUUGUGUUGCUGUGAUGUUCAUUUCUGCAUGGCAUUUCGCUCUUGUUGCCAUUUUUAUUGGUGCUGCUGUAUAUAAAUCGCGUGAAAACAACCAACGAUUGAUAGAUUCAAACGAAUGCUUUCAGUACAUCGAAUAUGCAGGUGCCGAAAAGGAAUGGGGUGAUGGACUGCGUGGUCUUGGCCUAUCAGCCGCACGUUUCGCUUUGCUUAGUAUCGAUCCUAAACCUCAACAUUCGAGGAAUUGGCGACCACAACUUUUAGUGCUGAGCCCGGAUGAUGCGAACAGUGAAGAGGGUUUAUUAUCGUUCGUUUCACAGCUCAAAGCUGGUAAAGGACUAACGUUAGUGGCGAGAUGUGUUGAAGGAAAUUUCGUCAAUCAACCAGAAUUAGCUGAAAAUAAUAAGGCGGAAUUAACCGCAUUGGUGAAGAAGCAUAAAAUAAGAGGAUUCUGUGAUGUGUUGGUGACGGAGAAUCUCGAUGAAGGCAUAUCGUGUCUUGUUCAGUUUUUGUUAAUAUUUGUGCAAUUUCAGACAUCAGGUUUGGGUGCACUAUGUCAUAACACAGUGAUAUUGGCGUGGCCAGAUCACUGGACUGAAUCGCACGAUCAGCAUGUUUGUAAGCGUUUCGUGCAGACCAUUCGUGCCGUUGCGUCUGCGGAUUGUGCCAUUUUGGUGCCCAAAAAUGUUGCAGCCUUUCCGUCGUCAUCCACCAAAAUGCACGGUUUUCUGGACGUAUGGUGGAUAGUGCAUGAUGGUGGUCUUUUGAUGUUGUUACCGUUCUUGUUACGGCAGAACCGAACGUGGAAGAAUACAAAAUUACGUUUGUUCACGAUCGCACAAGUUGACGACAACAGCGUUAAUAUGAAGAAAGAUCUCGAAAUAUUCCUUUAUCAUCUUCGUAUUGAAGCACAAGUUUUUGUCAUUGAACUGCCAGAUUCAGACAUCUCUGAAUACACAUAUGAGAGGACGAUGCGAAUGGAAGAGCGUGUCAAGUUAUUGAAAGAAAUGCAAGUUGGUGAGCGUAAACUGGACGUUCAAACGGCAGUUGUUGAAGCUGCCAGGGAACGAAAAUCGUCGAGAGUUACUGAAGAAGAUCACAUGAUUAAUGUUCGUUAUAGUGUUCUUAAUCUUAUCAUUACAUUUAUUUUGGAAAGGAUGAUCGAGCCAACUGUGGAGACGAUCGCAGAAGAGGAACAACAUAAAGAAGAAAUACCAAUGCAUACAUUGACUGAAAAUCAUUCACGAGUACAUUUCAGUGAAGAAGAGCCAGAGCAAAGGAAUGAAAAUAAUGGUGGUGUCAAAGUGCAUCGAAGCCUUAAUAAUAAUGGCAAAUGUCCGAGUGUGCGAAGUUUCAAUGUUCGAAAAAUGCACACGGCUGUAAGAUUGAAUGAGUUGAUGAGACAGCGCAGUGCGGAUGCGCAACUUCUCAUCAUUAACCUACCCGGUCCACCGCCACGAGGCACUGGACAAUAUUAUAUGGAAUUUAUGGAUGCUUUAACUGAAGGUCUACAAAGGGUACUGCUUGUACGUGGUACAGGCACUGAGGUGGUAACGAUCUAUUCAUAA
Molecule: messenger RNA, 2976 nt
Organism: Anisakis simplex (herring worm)
Lineage: Eukaryota; Metazoa; Nematoda; Chromadorea; Rhabditida; Anisakidae
Source: the annotation of a GenBank genome assembly